AUGGUGUUAAGUAUGUGCUAUCUGGUUUUCGACGCGCUUCAAGACGGCAACGAGGUCGCAUCAGACAUCCAGCGUAUCACAGGAGCCAAUGACUGGCUGCCCAAGACCCCUCAAGAGCUCUGCAACCGCAUCCUGCACACAGUAUACAUGGGCAUGACAGAAUGCUCAUCCGAAGAGACACGUUCACGAGCUCAACGUCUCGCAGAAGGCAUGGGCGCCCACCACAUCAGCAUGUCCAUUGACGCCGUCUACCGAGCCGAGCGAGACCUUCUUCCCCAGUACACAGGCUUCACUCCCGACUUCCGAGGCUCUCCAGCCGAGAAUCUCGCCCUACAAAACCUGCAAGCACGUAUCCGCUCAACCACAGCAUACUACCUCGCCCGUACACUGCCUGUCAUCCGCAACCACCCCGGCGGAGGCGGCCUCCUCGUCCUAAGCUCCGUCAACGUGGAAGAAUCUCUCAGAGGUAACUUAACAAAGCACGAUUGCAGUUCCGCAGACCUCAGCCCCAUCGGAAGCAUCUCCAAGAUCCAACUCCGUUCUUUCAUCCGCUGGGCACGCACCGCCUUCACCCUACCCAUCUUAGACGAGUUCCUCGACGCAAUUCCCCGCGCUGAGCUCGAGCCCGCUAGCUUCGGUUCAUGCGACGACAAGGAAAACGGCAUGACGCACCAAGAGCUUUUCAUCUUUGCCAAGCUGCGCAGUGAAGAGCGACUGGGGCCCUUCGAUAUGUUCCAGCGUCUGCUGUGUGAUUGGCAGGAUAGGAAGAGUGCGCGGGAAGUCGGCGAUCUGGUGAAGCGGUUCUGGACGUUCUAUGGUAAUAACAGGCAUAAGAUGGCGGCUGUGACGCCGGCAGUCCACGCAGCGGGUUACAGUCCUGAUAACAGAUUUGAUCAAAGACCCAUGUUGUAUCCGCGGUUCGAGAAUAGUUGGGCGUUCAAGAGGAUUGAUGGGGUGGUUGAUGAGCUGGAGCGUAGAGUCAAGAUGGAAGAAGAUGAGGAGAUACGCUUUGGGGAAGUGGGCUUUGGAGAGGAACCGCGCGUAAAGGCAAGGCUGUAG
Molecule: messenger RNA, 1059 nt
Organism: Alternaria viburni
Lineage: Eukaryota; Fungi; Ascomycota; Dothideomycetes; Pleosporales; Pleosporaceae
Exons: 1
Coding region: 1-1059 (352 amino acids)
Biological process (GO): NAD+ biosynthetic process
Cellular component (GO): cytoplasm
Molecular function (GO): glutaminase activity; NAD+ synthase (glutamine-hydrolyzing) activity
Source: RefSeq, a predicted model, not a curated record